Messenger RNA from Fusarium musae, 978 nucleotides. RefSeq lists its product as uncharacterized. The record is from RefSeq and is a predicted model, not a curated record. Gene Ontology annotation, biological process: DNA-templated transcription. Lineage: Eukaryota; Fungi; Ascomycota; Sordariomycetes; Hypocreales; Nectriaceae. The transcript is spliced from 4 exons. The coding region runs from base 1 to 978 and encodes 325 amino acids. Gene Ontology annotation, molecular function: zinc ion binding; DNA binding.
AUGUAUGGAUCGCAGCCUUCGGGUGAGAUUGCGACUGAACAGGCUGAAACCCCAACACCUCCCGGAUCAGACUUGUUUGAACAAGCUGUUGCUUUGCUAUACGUCUCAUCAGAGGAGCCUACAACAGAAGAUGUCGAGGCGUUGAAUCUCAUGGCUUUCUACUCUUACUCUUUGAAUCGCUGGAGAAUGGCCUACAAAUACGCAACACAGAGCUUAGCAGUAGCCAAGCUCUUGUUUCUGGACAGGAAUCCAAAUCUAUCUGCCUCUAGGCAAGAGGUUAUAGUCGAACAUCGAAAGCGCUUAUGGUGGACAUCCUUUUGCAUGGAGAGAAUGGUCGUGGCAGAGCUAGGACUGGCCCCAGCACACGCCGCGAAUAAGUUCGAUGCUGGGCUGCCUUCUUCACGAGACAUACCCGAAUCAGAAAUGGAUCAAUCUUUCGAUCCGAGUGUUCAGACAUUGCAGACACAAAUAUGCGAGAUCAAGUGCCAGAUAAUAGAAUCUGUCGGUUUCAGAUCUGGAAACUAUGCUAUUCGAGCUAUGGCCGUGCUUCGAUACAUUGCGGUCUUGGAAGGAGAGGGUACCUUCAUAUAUCUCAUAGACCUCUUCAAUCGCGGUAAACAUGCGCGAUUCGGUUAUUGGGACUCAGUGCACGCUUUCAGUAGCCUCUCCAUCAUCUCUAUUGCGAAGGCUAUCGCUCCCGAGCUUGCCGAAACCUCGGAGCUUAAUGAUGAGUAUCUCUACACCCAAUGCCGCCUCAUUUUGAAGGAAACGGCCGAAGCGGGUAAUCCGGCUGCCAGAGAUCGCAAUGCCUUGCUAGCCGACUUGGACAGCAUUGUCCAAAUGUUCACAACCAAUGAAGAUGCCGGACCGAUUGAAAGACCAGCAGAAUUUGAGGUUCCGUCAUUAGAGUUCUGCGAGAGCUUAUGGCCUGAUGUUGAUUGGCUAGAAUUCUUGAAUAAUUGCUCUCAGUGGGCAUAA